AUGGAGGCCCCCGGCUCGGGUCCCGCGCCCCCUGGGGUUCAAGUCACCCGGGAGCGGGUGUUGGCGCCUCCCGACAGGUUUCUUUCGCUCUCUGACGACGUGCUGCUGGAGUCGUUCCAAGGCGAGCCUUGCACCGGCCUGCUGGGCUGCGAGGGCGAGCGCGGCGCCCACCUGGCCGCUCUCUACUCGCUCCUGGAGGGCGUGUGCCAGCAUGAGUUCCUGAACCAGAGGCGGAGGCUGGAGGCAGACUUUGCGCUGUUCAGCGGCAGGGGGGGCGCACACGUGGGCGCCGCCUCUGCCGGCAAGCCCAAAGGCAUGGCGCCCCGCCUGCGGCGGCUGAGCAGCAUCGAGGCGCACGAGCGUCGCUUCCUGCUGGACUUCAUGCAGGCCAUGCACUCCAGCCACUACAGGCUGCUGGGGCAGGCCGAGUGGGAGGCAGCACAAGCGGAGGCCUUCCUCUUCACCCUGCCCGUGUCUGUUGACUGGAGCGCCCUGGACAAGCGCAUGCUGCAGCGCUUCUGGGGCGACGCCAGCGAGCAGCGCCAGCAGCUGCCCGACCUGUCAGACCGCAUCCUCAUCUUCUGCCGCGGCUUCGAGCCGGCCCGGAUGCGCGGCCGCUACCUGAUGCAGAAGGUGGAGCUGCUGCUGUCCUUCUGCCUGCUGGCGCCCCUGUGGGCAGCCCUGGAGAGGGCGCUGCAGCUGCUGGGCCUGAAGGCACCCCCGACGCCCCCCACCGCCCGCCCCGCCCCCCACCAGCACCCCGACAUCUCUUUCAAGUCGGUGGGCACCGCGGCCCAGGUGGCGUGCAGGUGGCGGCGGGCGGCUCAGGGGGGCCUGGAGCGGGACGAGAGCCUGAUGCACGACGCCUGCACCAUCAUCGAGCGCAAGACCAUGAGCAGGUGGGGGCACUUCCCCAACGGCCGCGCCGUGCUGUCUCGCUUCUUCGACGUCGUCGAGCUGCAGGAGGCCUGCUUCCGCGACGUGGUGGUGCUGUUCAGGCGCAAGGUGGCCAAGGAGGCGGGGGGGGAGGGGGAGAAGGAGGUGCUGCACCAGGAGGCGGACCCCGCGGUGGCGGCCAGGAACAUACACAUCAAGCAGUUCACCGGCAUCCCGCUGGCAGACCUGGCAAGUGGGAUGACGCCGCCUGCGUGCCUGCCGGCCUGCUGGGAGAUGGUGAUGCCGGAGAAGAAGGUGUUUGUGCCCCCCAGCGUCUUUGUGCAGCUGGUGGUGGCGGCGGUGGUGGCGCUGGUGGGCCUGCUGGCCACCUUCUUGCAGGCGCAGCUGGACUGGAAGGUGUGGGCGUCGGCGCUGGGCCUGCUGGCCUCCCGCGCCAGCUCAGCCUACCUGCAGGCCGCCAGCGAGCGCAGCGAGAUUGAGCGGGAGAUGCACAGGCUGCUGGCCAACCGCACGGUGGCCAGCCAGGAGGCGGUGCUGCACACUCUGACAGACGAGAUGCAGCACAUCCGCGAGUGCUUCCUCUGCUACUGCUGCCUGCUGCACGCCGGCAAGGACCUGCGAGAUGACGACCUGGACACCCGGUGCGAGCGCCUCCUGCGCAGCCGUUUUGCCCUGAGGCUGGACUUCACCGCGGAGAACGCGAUACCUGCACUGUGCGGCUGGGGCCUGGUGGAGCGGCAGCCCUGUGGGCGCCUGCGAGCGGCGGCGCUGCCCCAGGCACUGCUCAGGCUGGACCGAGUGUGGGACUCCAUCUUCGACUUUGCGAGGCCCGGCGCCGCGGGCGGCACUGUGGGCGGCACGGCCAGUGGCAGCGGCGACCCGCGGCAGGGCGAGGGCCAGGGCCAGCGCACGCCUGGGAUGGAGGAAGCCGGGGGUAGCACGAUUGCCUGCGGCGGUGCCAGCGACCGGGACGGCAGCCGGCCAGCAAGCGCUGAGGAGCCGCUUCGCUGCAUCAGCGCUGGUCACGACAGCAUCGGCGCUUGUGUGGCACAGGGACAGGCACAGGCGGUACCGCUGGGCUGCGCUGAGGAGACCUGCUUCGCGGCGGAAGUCCUGACUCCUGGUGCAACUGCCACAGCUGCUGACAUCCAGCCCCCUGCAACGGCUGGGGGCGCGGCGGGCGAUGCAGAGCUGGGGCUGCCCCCUGGUAGCAAUGGCGCCGCGCUGCUGGCGGGGCCAACUGAAGUGGAGGGUGGAGCCUUGCCAGCGCCAGCUGCGCAAGGGGAGGCAGAGGCGUGCGGCGAGGGCACCGACGGCCCGCCCAGCCUGUCGGCGGAGAGCAGCAGCAGCAGCCUGGAGUAUGUGACACUGCGGGGCCCGCCUCCCGCUGCUGCGGCCAGGCCUGACUUCAAGCGCUCACCCUCAGCCAGGCUCUCCCCGGCCCACCUGCGCCGCCUGGACAGCCUGCGGCGGCAGCGGGCAGGGCAGGAGGCGGGGGUGGCGCGUGGGUGCCCGCCCGCCUCCCCGCCUCUGGCUGCCAUGGACGGGCAGCUCGCGGGCAGGCAGCAGGGCGGCGAGCUGGGCCAGCAGGGUCAGGAGGACCGCAUAGCAGUGCAGCGCAGCCUGGGCAGCAGCAGGGCCUGUGAUGUGAGGGCGGGGAGCACCAAGCGGGCUGUGGCAGCGGGAGUCGGCAGGCCCGGGAGUGCUGGGGUGCGGCGCCCCUCAUCCCGCUGCUAG
Chlorella variabilis is the source of this 2634-nucleotide messenger RNA. RefSeq lists its product as hypothetical. The record is from RefSeq and is a predicted model, not a curated record. NCBI's taxonomy places the organism in Eukaryota, Viridiplantae, Chlorophyta, Trebouxiophyceae, Chlorellales, Chlorellaceae. The transcript has 11 exons. The coding region runs from base 1 to 2634 and encodes 877 amino acids.